CAAUUAAAAAAUGCUAUAAAUGGAUGUUUUUUUUUCGUUUGGAAUUUUAAAUAUGCCUUUAAACAUGUAUAAUCUUUCGUAAACAAAAUCACAUGGAAUGCAAUCACACACAAGUUGUAUCAGCUAUUAGUUGUUUUUUUUUUGUGUGUGCUUUUAAAAACGCCUAUGUUUCAUUGUGAAUAAUAACAAUUUACAAAUCUAUCUAUAUGGAGCUGUACAAGAAUCUGGUUUUACUUCGAAAACUUCCGCUCACGAUUGAAUGUACCUAUUCAUAUGAUGACUAUCUGUUGAUAGGCACUAAGGAAGGACACCUUCUCAUGUACAAAAUUGAUCUGAAACUUCAAAGUCCCACAGAAUAUGAAUUCAAAUUGCAUUUAUUGCGUUCGGCAAAACAAUUUAGCCGAAAACCAAUUGUCCAGAUUGAAGCUAUACUAGAAUACCGCGUUCUCGUAUCUUUGUCCGAUCAACUCAUAAGCAUACAUAAUUUGGAUAAGAUUUCCUUUCCAUUUCUGUCUUCAUUGGCCAAAAGCAAAGGAGCAAGCUACUUUUCAUUGGAUAUCAGCAAACAACAGACACUGUCUGGCCAGAUUCAAUCGACCAUACGACUUUGCGUGGCCGUCAAACAUAGUUUACUUUUUUUCUAUUGGAAGAACAAUGAAUUCUAUGAGCUUAGACCUGCCAUUAAAUUGCCUGAUAUGGCUCGGGUUGUAAUCUGGGUUUCCAAUCGAUUAUUUGUCGGUCUUCGUAACCAGUAUAUUCAAGUGGACAUUGACACCGGUACGGUGACCAAAAUGUUUCCAGUUACAUCCGAACCAUUGAUUGUACCGUUAAUUGCCGAACGCAAUCUGGCCAUUUGCCGAGAAGACAAGACUUACAUAUUCGAUUAUGAAGCUCGACCAUUACUUGAUUGUGCCAUAACAUGGACCGAUCAGCCAUUAUCCAUGACUGAUGAUCUGCUCUUCCUGGUCGCUAUCGAAACCAACUCAUUGGUCGAAGUUUUGACUAAUACAUUACGUGAUGUGAUAAAAGAUCCAUUUUUGCAGAAGAAUGACCUCUCUUCGCAGCUAACAAGACCGCUAAAAGCUAUUAGCAAAUGGUGCAAUAGACCCGGUCAAUUAGUUCUCCAUUCUGACAAUGAUAUUGUCAUGAUGAAAAUUGUACCCAACGAACAACAGAUUCGAAUUCUACAGAAUGCCAGACAUUUCGAAUUGGCCAUCAAGAUGAUUGAAUAUUACAAUAUGGCUAACAACAAUAGCUUGAACGAAUUCGACAACUCUGGUCUGAUGGCUGGCGAUGAAUAUGAUCAAUUAAAGCUGAAAAUUCGAAAAUUACAUGCUAUUGAUUUGUUCUCAAGGUUCAAAUUUAGCGAAGCUAUAUCUCUAUUUCAGACAUUGAAGACUGAUCCUUCAUUUGUCAUUGCUUUAUAUCCUGGUAUAUUACCUGAUCGAUAUCGAAGUCAAUUACUAACGAACGAACCAAUCGUUCAUACUCCACCACUUGAAGGUGCUAUUUUGGAACGAGGUCUAUUGACAUUGAUUGAAUAUCUAGUCGAAAUACGGCAACGAACGCAAAAACAAAUUAGUCAACAACAGGAACAGAAGCAAUCAUCAUCGGCAACCAACGAUCUUCGAAAACUUUAUGAACUUCUUAGUAUAAUCGAUACAAGUCUAUUGAAAUGUUAUCUGCAAACCAAUGAAUCGUUGGCUGCAUCAUUGCUACGAAUCGAUAAUCAUUGUCAUCUCGAAGAAAGUGAAAUGGCUCUCAAAAAACGAGGCAAAACCGCCGAAUUGAUCAUUUUGUACAAAACGAAAGGCCUACACAAGAACGCUUUAAACAUGCUACAGCAUCAAGCGCGCGAUGGUGCUGCAAAGAAUCCAGCCCAAGCUCGUAAGCAACUUAUACAGUAUCUACAAGAACUGGGUAGCGAUCAUAUGGAUCUAAUAUUUGAAUACUCUGAAUGGAUACUUCGACAAUAUCCAGAAGAAGGUAUGCAUAUAUUUAUUGAUGAUGUCUAUGUCUACUCACAAUCGGCGGCCUGGCCGAAAGAUGACAUUGUUCAAUACCUGGAAUCGAUCAAUCCAGAUCUAGCACUCACCUUUCUAGAUCACUACAUAGAAAAUCUCAAAUGGAACGAAACCUCCACCAAAAUGAUCGACACGCUCAUCAACAAGUAUCGGGAUUCUAUACGGCCAUUGAUUGCUCUAUAUCGGGCCGAACUUCAACAACAAGGCCACAAUGAUAACCUUAUGGAGAUUCUCAAUACUACUUAUGAUGACGAAAAAGACGCAGAAUAUCAUUAUUUGAGGCCUGAACCUGCCGGUCAAGAACCUGGUAAACUGGGCCAACUAAGGCGUAAAUUAAUGCACGUACUUGAAAUAUGCGAUUAUUACACAAUGGAAACGCUGUCUGCUUAUCUAUUGCAUGAUGGUCUUUUUGAGGAACGUGCCAUUGUACUUGGAAAGAUGGGUAAUCACCGGGAAGCAGUAAUGAUCUAUGUGCAUAUACUUAACGAUCUGGAAAUGGCUGAACAAUAUUGCUGGAAACAGUUCCAUCGUGCAGCCCAUUGCAAAGGAGCAGACCGUCGAGUUUUUUACUAUCUGUUCGAACAAUGUCUUCGUAAACCGAUGCGAAAUGAGUUGUCUAAAUACUUGAAUGAUAAUACCGCUAUAAACACAUUCAACAUGCCUUUAUUGCUUCCAAGUUCAAUCCAUGCUUUCCUAAAAGAUCCACGUAAUCAAUCCAUUCUAGAUAAUCUCGAUCUUAACGUACGGAUUGCAAUAGCCAUAUUAGCCCAACAUUCCACACGAAUUAAUCUGAUUGAUGCUAUCGAAUCGCUUGAUGAUCGAUUACCGUUACAAGCACUUUAUUUAAUUCUACCACCAGCUAUACAUCAUCUUUCUAGUAACCAUAAUCAUAGUCGUAUGCUGAGACGAUUGCUCAAAUCACAAAGACUCAAAGUACAUCAACGACGAAUUCAAGUGGAACAAGCUAGCCGUGUCAUCAUAACCGGUACGGAAAUAUGCCAGGCUUGUAUGAAACGUAUCGGUAAAAGUGUCUUUGUACGUUAUACAAACAAUGAUCUGGUUCAUCUUGGAUGUCGCGAUGGAUAUGAAUUAAUGACCCAUUCUAAUCAUUAAUGCUGAAAAUCUUGUUAAUUGUUGUAGGCAUUUUUGGCUGUAAAUAUCAUCUAUCUCAUCUAUUCAUCGUCGCCUUUAUGUAUUUGAUUUGAGUGAUAUAUAAUUUUUAAAAUUUUGU
Dermatophagoides farinae (American house dust mite) is the source of this 3255-nucleotide messenger RNA. It is a transcript of the gene Vps39, whose product is annotated as vacuolar protein sorting 39. Lineage: Eukaryota; Metazoa; Arthropoda; Arachnida; Sarcoptiformes; Pyroglyphidae. Gene Ontology annotation, biological process: autophagy; endosomal vesicle fusion; vesicle-mediated transport. The record is from RefSeq and is a predicted model, not a curated record. Gene Ontology annotation, cellular component: membrane; cytoplasm.